AGGAAGAAGAAAGACAUAAGCGCAAAGAUCUCUUCACAUUCUCCAGGACGGCAGUGCCAAAUAUCAGCACGGAUCUUCUUGAGAAAGGAUGUAGACCUUAAUCUGAAUUUUGAACCAUCACUGAGGUGGCCCGCCGGCUUCUGAGCCUUCGGCCCCGCGGGGACCCGAUCUGCGCCCUGCCGGCGGCCUCGGACCAUGACCAUGACCCUUCACACCAAAGCGUCCGGGAUGGCCCUUCUGCACCAGAUCCAGGGGAACGAGCUGGAGCCCCUGAACCGUCCGCAGCUCAAGAUCCCCCUGGAGCGGCCCCUGGGCGAGGUGUACGUGGACAGCAGCAAGCCCGCCGUGUACAACUACCCCGAGGGCACCGCCUACGAGUUCAACGCCGCGGCCGCUGCCAACACGCAGGUCUACGGCCAGUCGGGCCUCCCUUACGGCCCCGGGUCCGAGGCGGCGGCGUUCGGCUCCAACGGCCUGGGGGGGUUCCCCACACUCAACAGCGUGUCUCCGAGCCCGCUGAUGCUGCUGCACCCGCCGCCGCAGCUGUCGCCCUUCCUGCAGCCCCACGGCCAGCAGGUGCCCUACUACCUGGAGAACGAGCCCAGCGGCUACACGGUGCGCGAGGCCGGCCCGCCGGCGUUCUACAGGCCAAAUUCAGAUAAUCGACGCCAGGGUGGCAGAGAGAGAUUGGCCAGUACCAAUGACAAGGGAAGUAUGGCUAUGGAAUCUGCCAAGGAGACUCGCUACUGUGCAGUGUGCAAUGACUAUGCUUCAGGCUACCAUUAUGGAGUCUGGUCCUGUGAGGGCUGCAAGGCCUUCUUCAAGAGAAGUAUUCAAGGACAUAACGACUACAUGUGUCCAGCUACCAACCAGUGCACCAUUGAUAAAAACCGGAGGAAGAGCUGCCAGGCCUGCCGGCUCCGCAAGUGCUACGAAGUGGGGAUGAUGAAAGGUGGGAUACGAAAAGACCGAAGAGGAGGGAGAAUGUUGAAACACAAGCGCCAGAGAGAUGAUGGGGAGGGCAGGAAUGAAGUGGGGUCCACUGGAGACAUGAGAGCUGCCAACCUUUGGCCAAGCCCGCUCAUGAUCAAGCACUCUAAGAAGAACAGCCCAGCCUUGUCACUGACGGCCGACCAGAUGGUCAGUGCCUUGUUGGAUGCUGAGCCCCCCAUAAUCUAUUCCGAGUACGAUCCUACGAGACCCUUCAGUGAGGCUUCAAUGAUGGGCUUACUGACCAACCUGGCAGACAGGGAGCUGGUUCACAUGAUCAACUGGGCAAAGAGGGUACCAGGCUUUGUGGAUUUGACCCUCCAUGAUCAGGUCCACCUUCUAGAAUGUGCCUGGCUAGAGAUCCUGAUGAUUGGUCUCGUCUGGCGCUCCAUGGAGCACCCAGGGAAACUCCUGUUUGCUCCUAACUUGCUCUUGGACAGGAACCAGGGAAAAUGUGUAGAGGGCAUGGUGGAGAUCUUUGACAUGUUGCUGGCUACAUCAUCUCGGUUCCGCAUGAUGAAUCUGCAGGGAGAGGAGUUUGUGUGCCUCAAAUCUAUUAUUUUGCUUAAUUCUGGAGUGUACACAUUUCUGUCCAGCACCCUGAAGUCUCUGGAAGAGAAGGACCAUAUCCACCGAGUCCUGGACAAGAUCACAGACACUCUGAUCCACCUGAUGGCCAAGGCAGGCCUGACCUUGCAGCAGCAGCACCGGCGGCUGGCCCAGCUCCUCCUCAUCCUCUCCCACAUCAGGCACAUGAGUAACAAAGGCAUGGAGCAUCUGUACAGCAUGAAGUGCAAGAACGUGGUACCCCUCUAUGACCUGCUGCUGGAGAUGCUGGACGCCCACCGCCUCCACGCACCCACUAACCGCACAGGGGUGCCCAUGGAGGACACGGACCAAAGCCACUUGGCCACUGCAGGCUCUACUUCAUCGCAUUCCUUGCAAAAGUAUUAUAUCACGGGGGAGGGAGAGGGUUUCCCCACCACAAUCUGAGAGCUCCCCGGCUCCCCGCAAGGGUCAGAGAACCCCUGCAGCAUUUUACCCUCAUCAUGCACCACUUUAGCCAAAUUCUGUCUCCUGCAUACACUCCAGCAUGCAUCCACCACCAACGGCUUUCUAGAUGAGUGGCCAUUCACUUGCUUGCUCCGGUCUUAGUGGCACAUCUGUCGUCUUCUGUUGGGAACAGCCAAAGGGAUUCCAGGGCUAAAUCUUCAUAAUAGCGCUCUUUCCCCCUUUGUUAUGUUACUAAGCGUGAAGAUUCCUGUAGCUCUUCACAGCUGAACUCAGUCUGUGGAUUGGGGAUCAGAUGACUCUGUGCAUUUAAGCUACUUGUAGAGACCCAGGCCUGGAGAGCAGUCAUUUUGCCUCUGAUAAGCACUUUUUAAAUGGCUGUAAGAAUAAGCCACAGCAAAGAAUUUAAAGUGGCUCCUUUAAUUGGCGACUUGGAGUAAGCUAGGUCAAGGGUUUAUUUUAGCAUCCUCUUUUAUUCCUAUGGCAAUGCAUCAUUUUAUGAAAGUGGUACACCUUAAAGCUUUUAUAUAACCGUAGCAGAGUAUCUGGUGAUUUUCAAUUCAUUUCCCCUAUAGGAAUACAAGAGGCACACAACGAAGGCAGAUACCCUAGUAGACAAGACUAUUUUAACUUGAUGCACUGCAGCUUCAGAUGUACCGAAAGCUCUGCCACUGGCUUUCCAGUCGUGGGUUCCAGUUAACGCGUGCUUCCCAUGGACCUAUGGAAAGCAGCAAGUUGAUCUUACUUAAGUCUCCCUAUAUGAGGGAUGAGUUCUUGAUUUUUUGUUUUUACUUUUGUGUUAUAAAAGGAAGCCCUCCUUUCCUAAACAUGCAGUAAAGUCAGCUUCAGGACCUGUUCUGGUGGGCGCUGUGCUUGGAUCUUUCCAACAUGUGUGUGCCUUACACAGCGGUGGACUUUUCACUGUGGCGAUGCAUGAUGAAGGUAAAAGGUAGUUUAAAGGAGCAGGGGCCCCGGUGAUGCAUUUAGCCCUGGGGCAUGGAGCCAAACAGUGCAUGAGCAGGAUCGUUGUGGCUACUAGAGAACAAGAGGGAAAGCAGGGCAGAAACUGGAUACAGUUCUGAGGCACAGCCAGACUUGCUCAGGGUGGCCCUGCCGCAGGCUGCAGCUACCUAGUAACAUUCCUUGCAGACCCUUCAUUGCCUUUUGGGGCUGCCCUGGGAUCUCUGGGGUAGUCCAGCUCUUCUUCAUUUCCCAGCGUGGCCCUGAUUGGAAGAAGUAGCUGUCACAGCUGCCAUAGACAACUGUGUUCCUACAAUUGGCCCAGCACCCAGGGGCAGGGGAAGAGGGUGGGGACCGUUGAUGUCACUACUCAGGCUGACUGGGUCCUGGUCAGAUUACAUAUGCCCCUGGUUGUUCAGAGCUAAUCCAAAAUCAGGGUUUGGUUUUGAGAAGAAAAUACCCCCUUUCUCCCCUCCCCAUUGUCUCCCCGCCUGCUAGCUCAUUUCCUUCAAUUUCCUUUGACCUAUGGGCUAAAAAAGAAAGGCUCAUUCCAGCCACAGGGCAGCCUUCCCUGGGCCUUUGCUUCUCUAGCACAAUUAUGGGUUACUUCCUUUUUUCGUAACAAAAAAGAGUGUUUGAUUUUUCUCCGGGGUGACCGUAUUGCCUAUAAUUCAAACCCUAUGGAGAGGUGAUGUAUGUGUUAGCCAAUGACCCAGGUGAGCUGCUAGGGCUUCUCUUGGUAUGUCUUGUUUGGAAAAGUGGAUUUUAUUAAUUUCUGAUUGUCCAGUUAAGUGAUCACCAAAGGACUGAGAAUCUGGGAAGGCAAAAAAAAAAAAAAAAAAAAAAAAAAAAAAAAAAAAAGAAAAAAAAAAAAAAAAGAAAAAAGUUUUUAUGUGCACUUAAAUUUGGGGACAAUUUUAUGUAUCUGUGUUAAGAAUAAGUUUAAGAACAUAAUUCUUUUGUUGCUGUUUGUUUAAGAAGCACCUUAGUUUGUUUAAGAAGCACCUUAUAUAGUAUAAUAUAUAUUUUUUUGAAAUUACAUUGCUUGUUUAUCAGACAAUUGAAUGUAGUAAUUUUGUUCUGGAUUUAAUUUGACUGGGUUAACAUGCAAAAGCCAAGGAAAAAUAUUUAGUUUUUUUGUAUACUUUUCAAGCUACCUUGUCAUGUAUACAGUCACUGAUGCCUAAAGCCUGGUGAUUAUUCAUUUAAAUGAAGAUCACAUUUCAUAUCAACUUUUGUAUCCACAGUAGACAAAAUAGCACUAAUCCAGAUGCCUAUUGUUGGAUGUUGAAUGACAGACAAUCUUAAUGUAGCAAAGAUUAUGCCUGAAAAGGAAAAUUAUUCAGGGCAGCUAAUUUUGCUUUUACCAAAAUAUCAGUAGUAAUAUUUUUGGACAGUAGCUAAUGGGUCAGUGGGUUCUUUUUAAUGUUUAUACUUAGAUUUUCUUUUAAAAAAAUUAAAAUAAAACAAAAAAAAUUUCUAGGACUAGAUGAUGUAAUACCAGCUAAAGCCAAACAAUUAUACAGUGGAAGGUUUUACAUUAUUCAUUUAAUGUGUUUGUAUUCAUGUUAAGAUACUACUAUGUUUGAAAUGGGCAGAGAACAUCAGAUGACUGAAAUGUUAGCCCAGGGGUCUCCAGCAACUUUGGAAAUCUCUUUGUAUUCUUACUUGAAGUGCCACUAAUGGACAGCAGAUAGUUUCCAGCUGAUGUUGGUAUUGGGUGUAGGAAUAGGAUAGAAAACUCUUGCCUCUGCUUUUCCCCCGCUCUGAGGCAAGUUAAAAUUUAAAAGAUGUGAUUUAUCUGGGGGCUCAGGGUAUGGUGGGGAAGUGGAUUCAGGAAUUUGGGAAAUGGCAAAUAUAAUAAGAAAAAUAUUGAAAGUAUUUGGAGGCAAAUUAAUUCUGGCACCUGGGGUGUGCAUCAGGGUUCAGUAGUCCACUUCUGCCCUGGACACCACAAAUAAACUAGCUCCAUUUACAGCCAUUUCUAAAAUAGCAGCUUCAGUUCUAGAGAAGAAAGAACAUCAGCAGUAAAGUCCAAGGAAUAGCUAGUGGUCUGUGUUUAUUUUACCCAUUGCCUAGCUUGCCGUACUGAUUCUGUAAUGCCAUCAAUGCAGCAAUUAUGAGAGGCUAGGUCAUCCAAAGAGAAGACCCUAUCAAUGUAGGUUGCAAAAUCUAACCCCUAAGGAAGUGCAGUCUUUGAUUUGACUUCCCUAGUAACCUUGCAGUUAUGUUGAACCAUGCCAUAUUCCAUGCCUUUUGGGGGCUGAACAAAUAAGGGACUUACUGAUAAUUUACUUUUGAUCACAUUAAUGUGGUCUCAUCUUGAAAUCUUAUAGGUUGAGAUGGCCAUUGAUUUAGGCCAUUGGCUUAGGGUACUCUCUCCCCUGCAUGACACUGAUUACAAAUCCUUUCCUAUUCAUACUUUCUAAUGAUGAGAGGGACUGUGGGUACUGGGAAUCAUCACUAACACCAUAGUCAUGUCUAAUAUUCACAGGCAGAUCUGCUUGGGGAAGCUAGUUGUGUGAAAGGCAAAUAGAGUCAUACAGUAGCUCAAAAGGCGACCAUCAUUCUCUUUGGUGCAGGUCUUGGGAGGGUGAUCUAGAUGACUCUGCACCAUUCCCAGGUUAAUCCCCUGAAAACUUACUCUCAACUGAAGCAAAUGAACUGUGGUCCCAAAUAUCCAUCUUUUCAGUAGCGUUAUUAUGCUCUGUUUCUAACUGCAUUUCCUUUCCAAUUGAAUUAAAGUGUGGCCUCGUUUUUAGUCAUUUAAAAUUGUUUUCUAAGUAAUUGCUGCCUCUAUUAUGGCACUUCAAUUUUGCACUGUCUUUUGAGAUUCAAGAAAAAUUUCUAUUCUUUUUUUUUGCAUCCAAUUGUGCCUGAACUUUUAAAAUAUGUAAAUGCUGCCAUGUUCCAAACCCCAUCGUCAGUGUGUGUGUUUAGAGCUGUGCAACCUAGAAAUAACACAUUGUCCCAUGAGCAGGUGCCUGAGACACAGACCCCUUUGCAUUCAAAGAGGUCAUUGGUUAUAGAGACUUGAAUUAAUAAGUGACAUUAUGCCGGUUUAUGUUCUCUCACAGGUGAUAAACAAUGCUUUCGUGCACUACAUACUCUUCAGUGUAGAGCUCUUGUUUUAUGGGAAAAGGCUCAAAUGCCAAAUUGUGUUUGAUGGAUUAAUAUGCCCUUUUGCUGAUGCAUACUAUUACUGACGUGACUCAGUUUUGUCGCAGCUUUGCUUUGUUUAAUGAAACACACUUGUAAACCUCUUUUGCACUUUGAAAAAGAAUCCAGCAGGAUGCUCGAGCACCUGUAAACAAUUUUCUCAAUCUAUUUGAUGUUCAAAUAAAGAAUUAAACUA
This is a messenger RNA of Saimiri boliviensis boliviensis (Bolivian squirrel monkey), 6316 nucleotides long. RefSeq names its product estrogen receptor 1 (gene ESR1). Gene Ontology annotation, cellular component: nucleus. The record is from RefSeq and is a predicted model, not a curated record. Gene Ontology annotation, biological process: steroid hormone receptor signaling pathway; regulation of DNA-templated transcription. Gene Ontology annotation, molecular function: sequence-specific DNA binding; steroid binding; zinc ion binding. Lineage: Eukaryota; Metazoa; Chordata; Mammalia; Primates; Cebidae.